Molecule: messenger RNA, 940 nt
Organism: Corylus avellana
Lineage: Eukaryota; Viridiplantae; Streptophyta; Magnoliopsida; Fagales; Betulaceae
Source: RefSeq, a predicted model, not a curated record
CAAUUAUCCAGGGGCAUUUUCAUCCAUCCUACUUUCUACGAAGCUUCGCUCUUCCUAUUAAACUAAAUCCCUCCACCAUUUCUCGAAACCCUGUAUUUCUUACCACGAGAAAUCCUUACUUAUAACGACGAAAACGAACAACAAAAGCGACAUACAAACAACAUUAAUUCUCAAACUCUCUUGAGUCUCUGCGACUGCGCCCAUGACUUACCGGACACUGACGACGCUCAACGAGCGACGAGACGCCGUUAGAGUUCCGUCGGGAUCCUACAGGCCACUCAAGACCUUCCCGCCGGAGCGACACUCCGACAUCGUCCGCCGGCCCGGAGGCAUCAUCAAGGUCCCCGGAAGGCUUAUAUCGGCGCCGGUAUCCUGCGGGUCACCCAGCAGGCUGACGAGAUUGCUGCUCAACGUGACUAUCGAGAGGAGCUUGGGGCCCGUGCAGGUGGUCAUAUCGCCGGAGAAAACGACCGGAGAUUUGAUAAAGGCCGCGCUGGAUAUUUACUCGAGGGAGAAGAGGAGGCCGUUGCUGCCGGAGUCCGACCCGCACCGUUUCGAGCUCCACUACUCGCAGUUCAGCUUGGAGAGUUUGAAGAGAGAAGAGAAGUUGAUAAACUUGGGGUCUAGAAAUUUCUUUAUGUGCUCAAAGCCAUCCAUCUCUAGCUGUUCUUCUUGCUCUGAGGAAGCCAAGAUGACAAUCUUCACCGCAUUUCCAUUGACAAAGUUGAUGGAUUUCUUGUUAUAGAUAUAUAAUAUUUUCUUAUCAGUUAGUCAUAAUACAUUAUGGACAAUUUUUCUCUAAUUUGGAUUAUAGAAAAAAUUUCUGAUUCAGUCUUUUAAAUUGAUAUCGAUUGUUAGAAUAUGUGAAAUGCAUGUAAAAAUCACAUGUUUUAAAGACAGAUAUCAAUUUAAUAAAUUGGAUUCGAGAAAUUUUCUAUGA